AUGUGCCUUUUAUGCAACAAAGUUUUGGGCAAUGACGCUAUGAAACCAUCUAAACUGCAAGAUCAUCUGAGAAGAUGCCACCCUGAUAAAACAGAGAAAGAUUUGAAAUACUUUCAAACACUCAAAGAUAAAUUUCAGAAGAGACCUACACUGGACAGAAUGUUCGCUUCGACGUCACAAAGAAAUGAUGAUGGUUUGCGCGCGUCUUACAAUAUCUCGUUACUUAUAGCAAAAUCCGGAAAACCGCAUACUAUCGGGGAGAAGUUAAUUUUGCCAGCCGUUGAAGAGGUUUUAAAAACUGUUUUACACAAACCUGCAUCUGGUAUCAUCAAAAGAAUUCCCUUAAGCAACAAUACUGUUGAAUGA
Acanthoscelides obtectus is the source of this 366-nucleotide messenger RNA. The record is from the annotation of a GenBank genome assembly. NCBI's taxonomy places the organism in Eukaryota, Metazoa, Arthropoda, Insecta, Coleoptera, Chrysomelidae.